UGGAAAUGCUCGUCAUUGUUUUUAAUUCGACUCAUGUGAUUGUCAUUACGAAAAUUAAUACAAAUUUGCGUUCAUAAUAGUGUUUAAACAAUAAUUAAAACUACGAACACAUGUGUGAAGGACAUUUCAUUAUCGCGGAAGUUGCAGUUGAGGAAAAUAUGAAAAUACAAUAUGGAAAAACAUUUGAGAGAGUCCAUGCACAUUCGCUAUGUAUCUUAUAAAACUCUUGAAAUAAGAACGGUGGAAAAACAUUGUGCUGUAACAUUGGAUGCAAGGAUGACCAAUACGAAUUUCCACUAGAUCUGCUUCUUCAUAGCGUGUACAACCGGCUUUUACCGAAGUCAGCUUCGCAAGUUUAGAGACACACAAGAGACAAUGGACCGUGACCCUGAAGGCCAGCAGGUGAUGUCCCUGAGACUGUCCAGAGUUCUGAGGGACAUUGGCGUAACGAGACAGAAUGUGACUAGGAGGAGGAGGACAUACUUGAUACAGGAGAAGAUGACGAAUGAUAUCUACUACAAUGAUAGUCGGAAAAAAUACUUUGUCUUCGGUAGCCAAUCAGAAGGGACAACAACUCUAGGCAUGGAAUCAGAUACAGAUGUUCUAAUAUGUUUUAACGGUUUCAGUGUGAUAAAAGACUGGGCAGACUGGGAGCCAGGGAAGAAGUGUCUUCUGCUGAUAAAGAACGAUCGUUCUCCGCCCCAGCACUGCUGUUUACAGAUUUUGAAAAACACUUGGAUUGAUAGUGGGAUGGAGCAGGGCUUUGGUCGGUUAUUUAGGAAACAAGGGCCAUCAAGAAGUGCUCAAAAAGAUGUAGACAUCAUCUACGCGUUUAGAUACAAUGGACCGCUGUUUGAAUGCAAUUUCCUAUUCACAAGACCAAAGCCCGGUCACUGGCCAAGACAUGAAACACUCGCAAAGGCACGUCAGUGUGAAACAUUCCUCGUCCCACAAGGUCACGCCGAGAGUGAUCAGUCAAAACUGGAAUGGAGAUUCUCUACGUCACUGAUUGAAAGACUGCUCAUGUUUGAUCUCAAUAUUUUGAAAAUACAGGUUUACACAUUUCUAAAAAUUUUACGAAAGUCUUUUUUCAAACCGUUAGUUGGUGAUAGACUUAGCACGUUUCAUUUUAAAACCGCUUUAUUGUUCACCCUUGAGACAUAUCCUCCAGAAAUCUGGCAGGAACGUAACCUGCUGCAGUGCGUUAUAUUCUGCCUGAAAACUCUUCAACGAUGGUUCAACCUUCGACACUGUCCACAUUACACGAUCUCGGGAGUGGACCUGUUCGUGGGAAAACUGAGAAAAUGGGAGUUUCCUCUCUUGUCAGCCGUUCUGUCUGACAUGAUAGACAACAUCAUGGACUAUGUCACCCAGAUAGAAAUGGACCAGAUAGGGGAGAGGAUCGUUGACAGAUCCAAAGCAGUCAGUACAAUAUAUCAGAACACAUUGGCUACAGUGAAAGAAUGCUUUGAUGCAAAUAUGACGGAAAUAAUCAGUGUUUAUUUCUUCUCGACGAUUAAAAGAAAUAACAUUUCCAAAACAAAGAACAUUAUCAUAAAAAUUCAGGAGAUUCUAAAUGAAUCGGAUAUACGGGCAGAAUUACAGCAUGCAGUUAAGUGGAUGUAUCAAUACAUUGCCACCAUGGCGGCAUCUGCGUGUCUUCACUGGAACCAGCCAAUACCGCCAGACAUUUACCGCCUGUAUGAGGCCUCCCUAGACUCUGACCUCACCUCUAGCAGAUUAAAGUUGGCAUCCAUGUUGUACUGCAGUGGUCAGUAUGAGAGGGCAGAAUUGGUGUUGGCCUACACCGAGAGUCUGCUGCAUGCCGAUGUAUGGCAGUGGACUCCGUGUGUGGGAAGGCCGGUUCUUAAAUCUACUGAGAGGUUUCUACAAAAGGUUUAUCAGAUUCCUGUUUUGGAAGUGAUCAAACGGCAUGUUGCAUGCAGCGUUGUUUUUAAUUCAUUAGAAAUAUGUUGUGUACCUGGGUUCCUAGUAUACGAGAUGCAUAGAACGAUUCGCCCUGAAGAUUUUCACCACAGACGUAAAUCAUUCGAUGAUUGGAUGGACCUUGUAGUGAUUGACUCCAAACCUUUUAUGUUCUACCUGCAGUACCUCACAUUCAGACAACUGGGAGAAGAAGAGAGAAGACUGGAAGCACUUCACAAGUUAUACAACUAUGUUUGUUUUGAGAGUAAAACGAGUGGUCAUAUAGAGACAGCCCUGCAUGUACUUGGACACUGCUUUGAACUAGAGAACCAUUAUGAUUGUGCAUGGGCAUGCUACGACAAAUCCCUCGAGUUUUUCCCUUACAACAACGCAGCCAGGUGGCAUAUCAUGAGACUCCUUCAAAAGGCACGGGGAAUACCAGAAGAUUAAAAACACCCAGCGUAUCACCCUAACUUGGAAGAUCCGAUUAUCAUAAUAACAUUUUGAGUGUUUGUAAUCUCUAUUGCGUUUUGACAAGUUUCUAAAAAAAUCGUAUGACAAUGCGAGAAGUGUUUGAAGUACACCGUAUGACAUUGCGGGAAGUGUCUGAAGUAAUGCAUGCUACAUGAGUUCACGUGGUGACAUAGUAACAAGAAAACAAACUUCAUGGUGUUUCAUCAAUAACUAUUUAUGUUUUGGACUGGUCAUUUAUGAUUAAAAUACGUAAUCAGUGAUACAUUUCAAACUGUUUUGUAAUUAUUCGAAAAUAAUUGACUUGCUUCUAACAUUUAAUAUACAAACAGGUGAUUUGUACUCAAGAAUUUACAUACAACAGAUACAUGUCUGACUCUGAAUUUAGAGAAAGUCUCCGUAUUUGUUUGCAUUGCUUUUUAUAUAGAGUUUCUAUGUUCAGAACAAUAAAACAUCCGAGUGAAACAAACUGCAUUCAGAACGACUAAUAUUCAGUUAAUGAACCACAUACUCAAUACAAUUAAGAUAACAACGUUUUAUUCUGUCUCUGACUAUAAAAAAUGCAUAUUGGUUUAAACAUAUUUUAUCACAUGCUACACCUUGUUUCCGGUUUAAUAUAACCAUCACGUAUUUUUUUUAUAUUACACAUGUGUAAUAUAACAUUGCUCUUCAUCUAUUGGUCAGAAAAUAUAUCGCUCCGCAUUUAUAUAAAAAGUUAAUUGGCAAAAAGGAACUGCUAAUUGGUAAUAUUCAUGUAUACCAAACCUUCAAAUCUUAUUUUAUUUCUAUAAUAAAUAUUUGUUUGGUUAGAGUAGUUGAAUUUCUUUCUAAAUAUUAAGAGGGUAACAAAGUAUGUCGUCUUGAUAUCUUGAAAAAGCAAAUUUAAAAGCGUCCAAAAUUUAGUUUAUUUUAACCGAAAAUGAACAUAAACAUUAUGACGUCACAUCUACUAGAUGACGUCAUGAUGUUUAUGUUCACUUCCGGUAUAACAGAAAGAAAGAUUUCUUUAACAUUAAAGUGUUUAGAUUGUGAUUUUUACUGGAUAUCAUCUGAGAAUGCAUUCUUCAAUAAACGGAAUUAAAACGAUCGGGUAUAUAUGCUGUUUUAAAUAAAUCCUGGUACUACAUUCCUGUAAUGCAUGUAGCGCGGGAAAUGACAACACUUGGUGAUAUUCGGCUCAUCAGCCUCGCAGGUGAAACAGGUAAAUUGUUUUGCCAUUUUAUACCGAAAAAGCAUGUGAUAAAAAGAAUCUGACACUCGUUGUCAUUUAAUACCAAUUUUUAUUAAACUCGUCCAGGAAAACUGUUAGUAAGCUCGCCAAAGGCUCGCUAACUAACAGUUUUCCUGAACUCGUUUAAUAAAAAUUGGUAUUAAAUGACAACUCAUGUCAGAUCCUCUAUGUAUUCAAUAUAUGUAUCAAUAUCAGCUUGCAACAGUGUUUGAGAUCCGAUUAUGUAAAUGAUGUAUUGUAACAUAAUAAAAACAAUAAACAAAGCUUUUUAUCUCCCUCUUCGAGAUUAAUCUGCAUUCAAAGAUUAAUUAAAAAUUGGUUCCUGUUUUACGUACGUUUGUGCAGUAUGAACACUCGAGCGCCAUCGUGUGUGCUUAAAUAAAGGAUAUUUGUUUACAGAUUUAAAAUGAA
Messenger RNA from Mya arenaria, 4039 nucleotides. RefSeq lists its product as uncharacterized. Lineage: Eukaryota; Metazoa; Mollusca; Bivalvia; Myida; Myidae. The record is from RefSeq and is a predicted model, not a curated record. The coding region runs from base 376 to 2376 and encodes 666 amino acids. The transcript is spliced from 4 exons.